This is a messenger RNA of Sardina pilchardus (European sardine), 3634 nucleotides long. RefSeq names its product nucleolar protein 8 (gene nol8). The record is from RefSeq and is a predicted model, not a curated record. The transcript has 17 exons. Gene Ontology annotation, biological process: positive regulation of mRNA splicing, via spliceosome. Gene Ontology annotation, molecular function: RNA binding. Gene Ontology annotation, cellular component: U2 snRNP; U12-type spliceosomal complex; nucleolus. NCBI's taxonomy places the organism in Eukaryota, Metazoa, Chordata, Actinopteri, Clupeiformes, Clupeidae. The coding region runs from base 79 to 3444 and encodes 1121 amino acids.
UUAUUUCUUGUAACACAUCACAUACAUGUGGAAGGUGGACGUGCAGGUCGGUUUUGUAUAGAGUAUGGCAGAUUAAUCAUGAUGAUCACAAAACGCUUGUAUGUUGGUGGUCUGAGCCACAAUAUAUCCGAGAAAGAUUUGAAAGACAGGUUUGGUAAAUUUGGGGAAGUUUCAGAUGUGGAAGUAGUGACUAGGAAAGAUGAAGAUGGAAAUCCGGUUAAGACAUUUGGAUAUAUCAACAUGAACGUCUCAGAUGAUGGAUUUAGAAAAUGCAUGACAGUCUUGAAUAAAUCAAAAUGGAAAGGUGGAACACUUCAAAUUGAAAUGGCAAAGGAAAGCUUCUUGCACAGGCUUGCCGUGGAACGUCAACAAGCAGCUGAGAAUGGCCAAGCUAAACAUCUUAACCAGAAUGAGAGUUUAGUUGACUCCUUGAAAGAGGCAGGAGUAGAAAACUUCCACAUGAAAGCAGCUGUUCCUGGUACUGAAAUUCCAGGACACAAGGACUGGAUUGUCAGUAAAUUUGGUCGUGUCCUCCCUGUUCUUAAUCUCAAAUGUGAAGGCAAGAGCAAGAUUUUUAAGUAUGAUCCAUCCAAACACUGCCACAACAUAAAGAAAUUUGAUACAAUGACCGAAUCAGAAAUGACUCCAGUCUCUCAGUUGACAUGGGAGAUACCUGGUGGUGAUGAUGAAAUCAGUAAAAAGAGAAGGGGGGAAUUCCCACCACAAAAAACAAAACCUAAGAAGAUCAAAAUGGAUUUGUCAUGUCCGUUGGGUACACACCUGAAACUAUGUGAAGGCCAGAGAAAUCCUACAACAAGCAGAUUAGAUAUGAAGAAUUUUGUUGGUGAUGAUAGAAUUUCCGGGAAACUAAACAUUAUGCACCUGGAAUCAAGAUCCACCUUGGAUAGUGGUGACAAUGAAAUGGUGAUCACAAAUGAAGUACCUCAUGGCAUGGAAAAAGAGACUGAAGAUGGUUUAGAGGUGGUUGGGGAUGACUUUAUAGUAAAGGCCAGCAUAUUACAGCCUGGAGAGAGCAAAAAUCUGACAACAUCUGGGCAUUUGGAUAGUGACCAAGACUAUGACUCGGCAGACACUGAUGAGAUUCUGACCCGGAGUAAAGCUUUGGAUGCUCCAGAUACUGAACAGAAUAUGUAUUCAAAACCUGAAUUGCUUGGUGAAAUGCAGUCCAACAAAUAUGAGAACACAUUAGCUGAGAAGAAACACAUCAUAGACCGUGGAAAUGGUGAGAACCCAGACAGUGACUCAGAAUCUUACAGUAGCGUGGAGUCAGAUUAUGAAGCUAUGAUGACCAAUUGUUGCAGGUUAGAGAUAUCAUUAGGAGAUCUUGAAUCGCUUGCUAAACAAUCCUUAGAAACCUCAGAUGAUGAAGUUGUAAACUCUCACGAGGCAUCACCCAAACCAAUGUCCGUUAAGUCACUACAGAAAAGGUGUAUCAACCCGGAGGACAUUUUAGCCUCUAUUAUGGAAACAUGCAGCAGUGAAGACGAAUCGGAGGGAAAGAAACCCAAACGAAAGAAGUCAAAGAAAAAGAGUAAUUCAUCUCUUCCAGAAUUUAUAGGAACAAAGAGUCUCUUUGGAGUUUCAGAUGCCUCAGAACCAGAGCCAACCCCCUGCAUGAAAACUGAUGACAGUGCAAGGGAACAAACAUCUAACACUGUCUCUAAAUCAGAACAGUGCACAUCAGAACGUCAAGCUAAGGUUCUCCUUGUAGAGCCCUCAUGUUCAGUUGCAAACUCUGAAUGCAACAAUCCAUCCAUCAGUGAUUCUUCAACCCAUGACAAGAACAGCAUUUCAGAAAAUGUUUUGACAUCCUGUGAAGACUUGGAAACUAGAGAUGAAGAAAGAAGUGAUGUUCCAGAGACCUUAGAGAAUACUUAUUCUACCAGAUUACAUGAGACAACAGAGAAACGGUCAAACAGUGAACUCUGUGAUCAAGUCAAACAUGCCACUAAACCUGAGGCUAUUUCCUCCAAAGAGCACAAUGAGGAAUCUAGACCACCCAGAAAAAAACCUAUCCGUGUUCAGGUGUGUGAUGCUGAGAAGCAAAGGCAGGACAAUGAGAGGCGUCUCGCUGCUCUAGAGCAGAGACAAAUGGAGUCUGCACAACAGAAGAAGCUUAUCCAGGGUGCACUUGCUGAAGUGGAUACACCAAAUGCAAAUAAAGGGAAACACAUAGUGUUUGAUUCUGAUAAUGAUAGUGAGGUUGAGUUGGAGGACUCCUCCCUUCCAGCCACCAGAGGAAACAACCUCUUGGGAGAGGACUCAAAGGAUACUGGCAGAAAAAAUCAAAACAAACAGGAAGUCAAUUUAAAGCCAAAAAUAUCAGGAGCUUCCAGGCUCUUUGACAGCAGUGAGGAGGAGGAUAACGCUUUAGAUGAAGAACGAUUCCAGAUUAAACCCCAGUUUGAAGGCAAAGCCGGGCAGAAGCUCAUGGAGUUACAAUCUCGAUUUGGAGCAGAUGAACGAUUCCAAAUGGAUUCAAGGUUUAUGGAUAGUGAGGAGGAGGAAGAGGAGGAGGCUCAACUUAAGAAUUCAGAUAAUAUGACGCCUGUAAUUGAGGAAACACUUGUGGAAGAAAAGAAGAAAAAUAUGGAAAUACUUCAGAGUGUUCUGAACAUAAGUAAGCAGCCCAAUUUUGCUGAGUCUACAAAGAGUAAGAUCUUCAGAGAUAUAUCAGCUCUGCAUUAUGACCCUACUCGAGAAGACCAUGCAGCCUUUGAGAAAAAGAAAGAGCCUAAAACAGAAGGGAAGGCUACCAGGCGGAAGAAACUAGCAGAGGCAGAAAAACUUCCUGAGGUGUCCAAGGAUAUCUUUUAUGAUGUUGCAGUGGACCUGAAAGAGGUGUUUGGGUCAACUUCAAUAACAGUGGAAGGAGAGAAGGAUGUGUCAUGGGACAAGAAAGAAGAGGAUGGAGAAGCAGAAAAGAAAAAGGAGGAGAGCUCAACGGCAGAGGGCAACUUAGACACGCAGUCAGGCAUUGUCUCACUUGCUGCUCCAGAUAAAGUUGAAUCAUCUGGUUUCAAGUUCUCCUUUUUUGGAGAGGAUACAGAAAUUGGGGCAGAUGCUAAUGUUAAGACCGAUGAAUACAAGAUUGAGCCAUUAAGAGGACCCAAGGUGUCAUGGCAGGGAGACCCCCGUUUCCAGGAUAGUAGCUCUGAAGAGGAGGAUACAGAGGAAAAUGAGGGAAAAAAUAAGAUCGCCUCAGUGAUUGCAGUCGAAGAUCCGAAGCCCUCCAAGAGGAUGUUGUUCUUUUUCUACCAUGAUGAUGAUCGUCUGAAAGAGGGACCCAAAAUGUUUUGCAGGCCUGCAAAGCUAGAGGAUCAAAGAGAAGAGUGGGAGGAGAGGAGGACAUCUUUAAUAGAGGAGUACAGAAAGAAGCACAAAGCCGCUAGGAAGAAAUUGAGGGAGUCUCAUCAUAACUGAGGUUGAUAUGCAGACCUAUUGUCAAGCAGACAAUUCUGUUUUAGAACAUGUAUGUAUUAUACAUUUCUCCUACUAGGAUUUUGUGAUAUCACUAGAUAGUGUCCAAGAAUAUCACUGGAAUAAUUUAUCAAAUGUGCCUUGAGGAUUUGUAAUUUGUAAAGGUUAUAUAAAAUAAAUGGAACUUUGCAUA